AUGGCAGCCAUAGCUACUAACAAUUCCGGGGGUGCAAUCUGCUCUCUGGAAGAAUUCCUCCGAGUUUCCUACGACUACAUUAUCAUCGGCGGUGGCACAGCUGGUCUGGCAGUGGCUGCAGGGCUCAGUGAAGACCCGAGCGUAAACGUGGGCGUGAUUGAGGCCGGGAAAGAUCAGACAAAGAAUGAGCUUGUUCAAACCCCGGCUCUUUUCCCCCAAAUGCUGGGCAUACCAGAGUAUGACUGGAUGCUGUUUACGGUACCUCAGAAAGCAAACCGUGACAAAGUGCAUGCUCUGACUCGUGGGAAAAUGCUGGGAGGCUCGAGUGCCACAAAUGGUAUGAUGUACGUCCGCGGCUCAAAGCGAGACUACGAUGACUGGUCCGCCUUUGGAAGAGGAUGGUCCUGGCCGUCCAUGGCGCCGUAUUUUCGACGGCACGAAACCUUCGACGAUACCCGCACCGGUCUUCCGUCCGACGCCAAUAUUACCAACUAUAACGCGGGAAGUCAUGGAAGGUCUGGAGCGAUUCAGACCAGCUUCAACAACUGGAGGACCCCACUCGAGCGGAGCUUCAUUGACGCCGGGAAAGAGGCUUCCGGGAUUAUGGAAAGUCCACGAGAUCCAUGGGGCGGAGAUCACCUGGGCUUCUUCUCAUCCUUGGCUACAGUCGACCGAAAAACACGGAAGGGGACCCGCAGCUACGCAGCGAGCGCUUACUUGUUGCCCAAUAUACGGCGUCCAAAUCUUCGGAUACUCACCGAUGCUCUGGCUAUGAAGGUGAUCUUGCAGGGCACAGUGGCGUGUGGCGUUCGCAUUCAUUGUUCCGGGCAGACACACGACAUAAGCGCUGCAAGAGAAGUCGUGCUGAGCUGCGGCACGUACAAGUCUCCACAGAUCCUGGAGCUCUCAGGAAUUGGCGAUCCGAAUAUCCUCGCCCAGGCAGGAGUUUCAUGCAAAGUGCCCCUGCCGGGCGUGGGUGCAAAUCUACAGGAUCACAUCGUCACCGCUGCCGUAUAUGAGUUGAAAGACGGCACCUCUUCCUUCGACGCGUUGCGCGACCCGCGCAUCAUGCAAGAACACCUAGACAUGUACAGCAAGGAUUCUCAGGGCAUUCUAGCUUAUGCUACCAGUGGCAUGGGCUUUCUGCCUUACUCGAAGAUAGUCUGUUCUGCUGAGUUGGAGCAGACAUGCCAAAAGAUCCUGAGAUCUCCAGCAAAGACGCCUUUCCAGCGGAAACAACAAGAACAGAUCGUCGAGCAGUUGAGAAGCCACUCGUCAGGCAAUAUCCAGUUUAUCUUGACGCAGGGAACGCUAAACGUUGAGGAGGUCAUCGGUAACCAGGGCAAGUUCGCGAAAACCCUCGCUGAGGGCGACCGGGACGGGUUUACAAUCGUAGCUUGUCUCCAGUAUCCCGCAUCCAGAGGCACCGUCCAUAUCACUAGCACCGAACCGGCCAAGAACCCUGCUGUUGAUCCUGCAUUCCUGACUCAUCCCGCGGAUGUUGACGUCCUCGCUGCUGGUCUGGGCUUCUGUGACAAGAUUGCCCAGUCCUCUGCGUUGAAGGAUAAGGUUCACCGGCGCGCAUAUCCUCCGGAGAAUGUCAAUUUGCAUGAUCGAGCCGCUGCUUCCGAGGCCGUGAAAGACUUCUGCAUGACCGAGUAUCAUCCUUGCGGGACGUGCGCCAUAGAGCAGGUGGUGGACGAGAAGCUCAAAGUUUAUGGCGUACAAAGAUUGAGAGUGGUCGACGCCAGUGUAUUCCCGGGAAACGUGAGCGGGAAUAUCCUGUCAACUGUGUAUGCUGUGGCGGAGAAAGCGGUGGACUUGAUCAAGGAGGAUUCGCUCCAGGUUCGGUCAUCUUUGUGA
This is a messenger RNA of Penicillium riverlandense, 1863 nucleotides long. Its product is annotated as GMC family oxidoreductase. Gene Ontology annotation, molecular function: oxidoreductase activity, acting on CH-OH group of donors; flavin adenine dinucleotide binding. The transcript is spliced from 3 exons. Lineage: Eukaryota; Fungi; Ascomycota; Eurotiomycetes; Eurotiales; Aspergillaceae. The record is from RefSeq and is a predicted model, not a curated record. Bases 1 to 1863 code for a protein of 620 amino acids.